Drosophila hydei is the source of this 2962-nucleotide messenger RNA. It is a transcript of the gene nAChRalpha2, whose product is annotated as acetylcholine receptor subunit alpha-like 2. The transcript has 9 exons. Gene Ontology annotation, cellular component: neuron projection; postsynaptic membrane; synapse. Lineage: Eukaryota; Metazoa; Arthropoda; Insecta; Diptera; Drosophilidae. The coding region runs from base 976 to 2697 and encodes 573 amino acids. The record is from RefSeq and is a predicted model, not a curated record. Gene Ontology annotation, biological process: nervous system process; signal transduction; monoatomic ion transmembrane transport. Gene Ontology annotation, molecular function: acetylcholine-gated monoatomic cation-selective channel activity; transmembrane signaling receptor activity.
UGUGCGCCGUCGAAGCUGCGUGGAAGUGUGGGUGCUUUUUUCGUACGACAAGAGUUGGGUUUGAAGUACUUGCAUGGGCAUUUUUUUGGGCUGUGGCUCGUUCAAAAGCAAGAGAGCAUCCAAACAGAGCGAUUGAAGUUGUAAUGGAGUCGCUGGAUUAACAACUGAAGAGAGCAACUAGCCACAGCGGCAGCCACAAAUUGAGAGCGAGAGAGACAGAGAGGGAGUGAGAGUGAGAGCGAGAGCGUGGAAGAGAGAGGGAUUGACAGUAUUGGGCUUGGCUUAAGCAACAAAAUGGGUAAGAUUAUGUGAAAGCACAGCCAGCACACCCGACCAGCCGGGACCUCCGCCAGCUGCACUCAAAAACAGGGUGAAGGCCACUGCGCAUGCGCUGCGCAGCAUCUGCGCGUUGCUGGCGACAAAGCUACAAAGCAUCACGGCAAUGUAUGCUGGCGCCGCAGUCGCUGCGACUCUUUGGUUGAGAGGGCCAAGGCAGGCUACAAAAACAAAACGCACGUCAGUAUGAAUUCUGUGAAUAUCUAUGCAGGACAACUCGGAGCGAACGGCGUGCAAAAGCUAAGCCACAAGUGAAAAUAAAAAUAAUCGAAUCAGUUAAAUAAUUAAAUGUUUGCAUCAGUUAAUUAGCAAUAUUUUCGGCUCGUUGACAACGUCAGCUGCAUGGGUGCAGCUCAGAGCUAGGCACGAGAGCUCUGUUACAGCUCAGCUGCUCUGCCGCUCAGCUGCUGCCGCAGUCGCUGCCUCGGCUGGCAUCACAGUCGUCGCCUUAUUCAGAUUUUAGCUCAUCGCAGGUACUAAAACCCGAGACGAACAACAAAACUCGGCACGGAAACUGCUCUCGCAACUACGUCACGCACACUAGGCAAGACCGAAAGGUAAACAAAAACCUGUGCGCGUGAUUUUAGUAUCAAUAAAACACCGGCCAAGCGCCUUCAAGGCAACUGCCGCUGUGACGUCAUGUGGCGCUGGGCUCGGCCACGUCUGGCCCUCCUACUGGACAUUUGGCGGCAUUGCAAGUUGCUCUGCCUACUGCUGGCCUUUCUGUUGGUCUUCUGCGAAACGGUGCAGGCCAAUCCGGAUGCCAAGCGUCUCUACGACGAUCUGCUGAGCAACUACAAUCGACUCAUACGACCCGUCAGCAACAACACGGACACGGUGCUAGUCAAGCUGGGUCUACGCCUCUCGCAGCUCAUCGAUUUGAACCUCAAAGAUCAAAUUCUAACGACCAAUGUGUGGCUGGAACACGAAUGGCAGGAUCAUAAAUUCAAAUGGGAUCCAUCCGAAUACGGCGGCGUCACCGAGCUCUAUGUGCCAUCCGAGCAUAUCUGGCUGCCCGACAUUGUGCUGUAUAACAACGCCGAUGGUGAGUACGUGGUGACCACCAUGACGAAGGCCAUUCUGCACUAUACGGGCAAGGUGGUUUGGACACCGCCGGCAAUUUUCAAGUCAUCCUGCGAGAUUGAUGUGCGCUACUUUCCCUUCGAUCAGCAGACGUGCUUCAUGAAGUUCGGCUCCUGGACCUACGAUGGCGAUCAGAUCGAUUUAAAGCACAUCAACCAGAAGAACGAUAAGGACAAUAAAGUUGAGAUUGGCAUUGAUUUGCGCGAGUAUUAUCCAAGUGUUGAGUGGGAUAUAUUGGGCGUGCCCGCUGAACGCCACGAGAAGUACUAUCCGUGCUGUGCCGAGCCGUAUCCAGACAUCUUCUUCAACAUAACGCUGAGACGAAAGACACUCUUCUACACGGUCAACCUCAUCAUACCCUGCGUGGGCAUCUCGUACCUCUCAGUGCUGGUCUUCUAUCUGCCCGCUGACUCUGGCGAGAAGAUUGCGCUUUGCAUCAGUAUUUUGCUCUCGCAGACUAUGUUUUUCUUGCUUAUAUCGGAAAUUAUACCGUCAACUUCGCUGGCGCUGCCGCUGCUGGGCAAAUAUCUUCUCUUUACCAUGUUGCUGGUUGGGCUGAGCGUUGUCAUCACCAUCAUAAUACUCAAUAUACAUUAUCGAAAGCCCAGCACACACAAGAUGCGGCCCUGGAUAAGGGCGUUCUUCAUCAAACGACUGCCCAAGCUGCUGCUAAUGCGUGUGCCCAAAGACUUGCUGCAUGACUUGGCCGCCAACAAGAUCAACUACGGAUUGAAGUUUAGCAAAACAAAGUUCGGCCAGGCCCUCAUGGACGAAAUGCAAAUGAAUUCCGGCGGCUCCAGUCCCGAUUCAAUACGUCGCAUGCAGGGACGCGUAGGCGUAGGAGGCUGUAAUGGCAUGCAUGUAACGACAGCAACCAAUCGAUUCAGUGGCUUGGUGGGUGCUUUGGGUGGUGGGCUGAGCACAUUGAGCGGCUACAAUGGACUACCAUCGGUGCUUUCCGGCCUGGAUGACUCCAUGAGUGAUGUGGCGGCACGCAAAAAGUAUCCGUUUGAGCUGGAGAAGGCAAUACAUAACGUCAUGUUCAUACAGCACCACAUGCAACGGCAGGAUGAGUUCAAUGCGGAAGAUCAGGAUUGGGGCUUUGUGGCCAUGGUCAUGGACCGCCUGUUCCUCUGGCUUUUCAUGAUUGCCUCGCUGGUGGGCACAUUCGUCAUAUUGGGCGAGGCACCCUCCUUGUAUGAUGACACCAAGGCCAUUGAUGUGCAGCUCUCGGAUGUUGCUAAGCAAAUCUACAAUCUGACCGAGAAGAAGAAUUAAAUUCAAUAAUACAAGCCAAAAAAGUUAACACUGCAUACAUGACAUGUAAGGCCUGCAUAAUGCAAGUCCUAGUUUAAAAUGUGUUUUAAAGAAAUUAAUAAAAAAUAAACACAACAAAAAUGUUAAGUCAAAGAAGCCAAGCAAUAUGCUAAAAUGCAGCUGUGGCUUGCUCGGCCCCGGGCUAACAGCUGGCGCAUUCUAAUGCUACCCAGAAAUGUUUUUAGUAAUGCAAAAAUAAAUUAUUAUCUGCAGUUCGCCGCACAUU